Colletotrichum acutatum is the source of this 653-nucleotide messenger RNA. Its product is annotated as LSM domain-containing protein. The coding region runs from base 136 to 477 and encodes 113 amino acids. NCBI's taxonomy places the organism in Eukaryota, Fungi, Ascomycota, Sordariomycetes, Glomerellales, Glomerellaceae. The transcript is spliced from 2 exons. Gene Ontology annotation, cellular component: NatC complex. The record is from RefSeq and is a predicted model, not a curated record.
AUCCGCUAGCAAGUCGCCGCCAAAGGGGACUGUUCGAAAGUGCGCCGUCUUUGCGCCAUCCCAUUCCUGCAGAGAACCUUCACGCUCCCCGACGCCUGGAAAAGCAAUGUCCAACAUUGCCGUCGACCAGUCGCCAUGGACAAACAGGAGGGAAGAGAUUUUCUGACUUCGCUUCUCAACAAGAACCUGCGCGUCCUGGCCACCGAUGGCCGCAUGUUCCUUGGCCAAUUCAAGUGCACCGAUCCAGAUCGCAAUGUAGUGCUAGCUCACACCUACGAAUAUCGACAGCCAUCAGCGCAGCAACGGGCCGAAGCCGCCAAGAAGGCUACAGAAGGAACUGCCUCGGUCACGAUGGACAUGACGUCCCGGUACUUGGGCUUGGUCGUAGUGCCCGGGCAGUACAUUGUGAAGAUUGAAGUAGAAGAAUUCGCAAGUCAGAUCGGGGGCCGGAAUCCAUACGCCGACGUUGUCGUGUAGGUCUCGAAGCUGGUUGACUAUUUGCGCGACUCGAUCGGGUGGUGAACGAAGUGUGAAGCGCUCAAGAUUACUGGCCUGGAGACAUGCAGACUUCAUUGAGUCUUAAGCAUCACGCGGAAUAGAUGGCUGCAGUGUGUGAAAUGGGUAUGAAAUACUGGACAUUAAGAGCUGAAAAU